Jaminaea rosea is the source of this 1461-nucleotide messenger RNA. RefSeq names its product glycoside hydrolase. Gene Ontology annotation, cellular component: extracellular region. Gene Ontology annotation, biological process: carbohydrate metabolic process. Gene Ontology annotation, molecular function: chitin binding; oligosaccharide binding. NCBI's taxonomy places the organism in Eukaryota, Fungi, Basidiomycota, Exobasidiomycetes, Microstromatales. The transcript is spliced from 2 exons. The coding region runs from base 1 to 1461 and encodes 486 amino acids. The record is from RefSeq and is a predicted model, not a curated record.
AUGCUGCGUCACCUCAACACGACGACGAUGCUCGCCGCGGUCAUAGCGCUGCUGGCGGUCACCGCUGGCUUCGUCAAUUCGCAGUCCGUCUACUCUCUCCACCCUUCCCGCUCCACCAUCCUCGCUGCCUCGAGGCGUGGGCCAGUAGAAGCUUCUAACCACACGAGGAAUCAUCCGGACCUCAACGUUCUUGCCUACGUCACACCGUGGCAUACUGACGGCUAUCGUUUGGCUGAAGACUACCGCGGCAAGCUCGACACAAUCAGCCCCGUAUGGUACACCGUAGAUGCAGGAGGCGAUGACUACCAGCGAUACCGCGCGCUGGGUGGCCCGCCGAGCAAGGAUGAGGUAGACUGGUACAAGCGUCUGAGCCAGCCCGCAGGCAACUUGUCCGCAGUCAAGAUUAUGCCGCGCUUCCAUCUCGCGCCCAAUGACUGGAGCUCAGACAAUUUCCGACAUCUCCUCUCCCACACCAUUGAAGGGAUGGGCUUCGCAGAGGCCAUCGUCGCAGAGGUCAUGGUACGCGGCUAUGACGGCGUAGUACUCGAGACAGGAGCUGCUUGGGCACUCAAGGAGCCCAUUCGCCUGCUCGCUGAGCGACUUCAUGAGGAGAAGAAGCAGCUUGUCGUCGUCUUUCCGCCUUUGCGAGGAGAUACGCCCGAAGCAAACGAGAUUAUCAUGCAGGGGGUUUCCGGCCUCGUAUCGAUUGCCGACGCCAUACAUGUCAUGACGUACGACUAUCUCGGCCAGAACGGCGCCGCCUUCGAGCCGCCAGCCAGCCUCAAACAGGAAAGCAUCCUGCGCAAAGACGGCGUAAGGACCUGGGGUCCCAACACCCCGCUCGACUGGAUUGAGCGAAACAUUGAAGGAUUCAACGCACCGCUCGAGAUGCCGCAUGAUGGCUUUGCCGGCGGCUUUUCGCCCACGUACAUGGAUUCAUCUUCCUCCUCUGGCAUCCUAUCCAAACUGCUCGUCGGCGUAGCGUGCUACGGCUACUCCUACCCAAUCGGCUGGGUCGACUCCGAAGGGAAAGCGCAGCUGGUCACCCCACCCACAAGCCCCAUCGCAUCAAAAGACAACAACACUGAAGCGCAAGCGGCGUCUCGCGCGAAAGCCGCCGAGAAAGAAGAAAGACGCGCCCUCUACCCGGUCAUGCCGGCCGUGGGCUCACCCUUCCUUCAUUCUGAGCUGAUCGACGUCUUGACGAACAACAAGGCCCUCAUUCGCAGACACGACGGAUCAGGAGAGAACUUCAUCGACUACGUCAAGGCGCGAGAGGAUGGAAAGACUCAAGUCAGGCCUGAUGGCACGGAAGCGCCGCUGGCUUGGUACCGACGCGCGAUUUGGCCUUCUCCGGCGACGAUUGAGGCGAGACUGGAUGUCGUGGAGCGUAACGGCGCAGGUGGAAUUGCGCUGUGGGACAUUGGACAGGGUGGCGACUGGCUGCUACAUGUCUUAUAG